Molecule: messenger RNA, 2418 nt
Organism: Neocloeon triangulifer
Lineage: Eukaryota; Metazoa; Arthropoda; Insecta; Ephemeroptera; Baetidae
Exons: 5
Coding region: 241-1539 (432 amino acids)
Source: RefSeq, a predicted model, not a curated record
GGCAUUCAAACUGCGCUUACUGCAGUCUUCAGCAGCUGACUGCAGUAACUUCUUUACUUGAUUUGUAUUUUUGUUUUUCUUCAAACGACUUUCUUCAAAUUCGUCAACAUUUCGGAGCCCAAGGAGCCUGAAACCCUUACAGAGAGCCUUCUUGGAGCAGAUUUUGUUCCGACUGAAAAGUUGGAGCUGAAAAAGCGGCAUGGUGCUAUCAUUGGGGACCUGACCCUGGAAGUGAGCAUCAUGAGGAAGUAUUACCGUCUCAUACUGUUAAUCUUCCUCUUCGUGAGCACAAUAUGCCUGCUCUUCUAUUGGCACGAGUACAACCGACUGCGCUACGUGCUUGAGGUGCUCAACUUCUUUGGCCAGCCCCCUGAAGUGUCCGUCACGUCCGACUGUCUGCUCAACACGUCGCUCUUUUCUGCUGAGAACGUCACCAUCCCUGACAACAUCACCCCUGUCUGGCACCGGCUCGGCAAUGAUCUCUUUGUAUUUUCCGCUUUCUGGGAAGUGAUUGGCAAAAAGGAGCACGUUAAGGUUAUUGGUGUGGCCAGAUAUGCUGCCACUCUGAAGCUCGGCUGCAGACUUUGGUACGAAGGUCAAGAAUUUUCGGCUGAAGGUCGCAUCAGUCACUCUGUCAUCAGCAUGAAGGUUAGUCAUGCCCUGGACGACCCUGACAAAGUCAAUCCCUACUUCAUCCUCUGCACUCCAGAGGUGACCCUGGAUGCACCCCCUUACGCCGUUGAGUUGUUUUCUGAAGACCAGCAACCGCGUCCAAGCCCCGUAAUCCUUCCCGUUCUCUCUCUGGACGCCAGUCAAGAGUCUUCGAGCAACGCCACAGUUGUCUGCGUUGCUCCCAGUGGUCGCAGAAUCACUCCAUCCGAGGUUGCAGAAUUUGUUUCCUUUCACCAGAUCCUCGGAGUGGGGCAGUAUGUGAUUUACGAUGACGGAUUGCUUACGCCAACAGCCCUGGAUAUCCUUAAAGACAAAAAUCUUGGCUACAAAGCUGCUCUCCUGCCCUGGAACUUCCCCUUUGCUGCACCUGAAGCAGCCUCAACUGUUUUGAAAUGGGACUGUCUUCUGCGGUCACUCAGCGUGCAUCCAGUGGGGGUCAUUCAGUUGCAGUGGAACCAACUGGCUGUACCUCGUUACCAUCACACACUAUCGGCAAUGAUACGGGACUUUGAUGCUCGGAUGUCAACUGCCCAGUUUGUCCUCACUGCUCUUCAUUUUUGCUUUGAAUACCCCGAGGAAAAAUCAGCAGUUCCAUUUAAAGCUCUCCGAAGAUUUUACCAUGCAGACCUGAAGAUCAAUGAAGAUCCGCAGUUGGUUCUGCAGAGACCUAGUCUGGUUGUUCAAGGACUGAAGACACAGCAGCGAAUUUCACCUGGAAUUAUUGCCAUCCACACCUACAAGCAGUGCAGCGAGGCGGCGAAUAAGCCAGCACCACCAAAAAAAUAUGACAACUCUAUUGCCAAGUUCAAAAACGAAUUGCAGGACUCGAGGCUGUUAAAGUUGUGGAGCAGACACAGAAGUUUGUGACUUUUGCCUCCACUUCUUAACUUUUCUAUUUAAUAUCCUCUUAAACUUUCUCAUUCUAUUAAAUUAUACCGGAGACGUCAAAUUUACAUCAAGUUUAAUACAGGUAAGCCUAUGCUUAGAAGUAAUUAAAGUAAAAAACAGAAUGAAAGGCGAGUUAUUUACAAUUAAUAAUGCAUUAUGCACCACACAUGGAUCGAUUCUUCCACAGCUUGUUGCCUUUAUCAAUAUCUGUAGAUCGAAAAGAACACCUAGUGAUCAGUAGCCUUUUGUAACUUACCUCUAGAUUAGCUACUCCAUGUUUACUAGAGCUUUAAAGUUUCUAGCUUAGAUUAUCCAGGUUAAAAAUUGUAACUUCAAGAAUGUAGACAAUAAGAGUUUCAGAUUUUACUAUUCACAAUUGUAUUGCAAUAACAAUACUAAUUAUAUGAUAGCCUUACAUAUAAAAAUUACACUUAUCAAGCAGAAAAAACUUCUGCUUUUCCUGGCCAUAAAAUAGCUCACGAGUGAUCACCUGCAAAGAAUUUGUGAUUUAAGUGUGCAAUAUACUUUUCAUUAUUUUCUCUUUUUAGAUGUUGAAUGGAAAAAAGCUUUAUUAAAGCAGUAUGCUUUUCAAAAGUGCCGAUAGGUGUUUUUAUGAGUGUUGUUUAUGUUGAAGACUGAUAUAAUUUUAUUGUUGAUUGAAUUUACAAAACUUUUAGAAUUAAAUAUAUUGUUUUAAAUCAAGCUCAAGCACUCUUUGUAAAAUAUUAAAUUGUUAUACUGUUCCAAUUCAAGAAAACUCACAUUCUUGUAAAUAAAUUAAAAUUUGCAGUAUUUGCACUAAGCAAAAUAUUGUUAAUAUUCAAAUCAGUUGUACUUGAUAAUAAACUUUUCUAGCUA